Vicia villosa (hairy vetch) is the source of this 891-nucleotide messenger RNA. RefSeq lists its product as uncharacterized. NCBI's taxonomy places the organism in Eukaryota, Viridiplantae, Streptophyta, Magnoliopsida, Fabales, Fabaceae. The record is from RefSeq and is a predicted model, not a curated record. The transcript has 2 exons. Bases 1 to 891 code for a protein of 296 amino acids.
AUGCCGUUCACCAAGUACGAGCAGGAGGGAGUUCAUACUUUGCUUCAGUUCUAUAAUCCUUCCCUUCGCUGCUUCACGUUCACCGACUACCUUUUGGUUCCAACAUUAGAAGAGUAUUCCCUGUUUCUUGGCGUUCCUAUAGGGAAGGAAGUACCAUACUAUGGCACCAUGGAAGCUCAUACUUCCUUGGAGAUUUCUAAGGCUCUUUAUUUGAGCAAGUCGGACGUGGAAGCAAAUCUCACCAAGAAGGGAGGAUGUCUUGGUUUUCGCAUGGAGUUUCUGGUCAAAAGGGGUUGUGAUGCUGCUGAAGCAAAAGAAUGGGACACAUUUAGGGCUAUCCUGGCUCUAAGUAUCUAUGGUAUCAUGAUGUUCUCAAACCGUGGUGCUUUCGUUGAUAAUAGGCACACAUAUAAGUGGGCUGAGAGGAUUAUGGGGCUUAGGGCCAAAGAUAUUGUCUGGCACAAUAGAUCUUUAGAUAGCAUGGAAGUUAUUAUGAGUUGCGGAAAGUUCAAAAAUGUACCUCUCAUGGGUCUUAGAGGUGGAAUCAACUAUAAUCCCAUCCUGGCUAGGAGAACAUUUGGAUAUGCUUUUAUCAGUCCCCCUGAGCAGACAGAAAUUGCUGAGAAUAUUUUCUAUCAUUCAACCACCGACAGUCGGCAGAUGGCAGAAGCUGUACAAGCUUGGAAGAGUAUUUGUUGGAGAGAUAAGAAACAUUUUGGUCAGAGAGAUUGUGCUACUUACGAGGAUUAUACUAAGUGGGUCGAAUCUGUGGUUGAUGCUCAAGGGAUGCCUUUCCCUCCUAAAGAUCCUUUGUACCCCCUGCUGGUGAACAACCCAACAUCGUCUCCAUGCCUCGUUAUAACCAAACUGUGGAUGAGAAUCGAAGUUUGA